UGUGUUGGAUGCUGUUUGUUAUCGAUUAGCUUAUCUUUGUUAGCUUCAAGAUAAUUUCUCGUCAAAACUUUUAAAAGGUUAGAAAGGCUAAUGCGUUUGGCUUGUUUUGAAUGGAUAUUUUACAGAAGAACACAUACACAGAAUAAGUUUUAACACUUAGAAGAAAUGGACCAUAUGUCAACAAAUUGUUUACAAUAUCUAUGUUUUUGCUUACUAUUUUGAAGACUUUCAGUCUUAUAAAAGUUAUACAAGCAAUCAAUAUGAUUUGAAGGAAAAUAUAUGAAACUGGAAUAUAUUCUUUAGCAGAUACACCUGUUUUUAUUAGAAUUAAAUAUUUUGAAAUAUCAAAAUUUAUUCUUACUUAGUAUAAUGUGUAUAAAGGGAUAGUUGUUUUCAUUUGGUGCUGGUAAAAUUACAAUGUAUAAGCAAUCUCAAGUGGAAAAUAAGAGAGUUUUGGAAUUACUGGAACAAUUAAGAAAUCAAUGUUUACUGAAUGGUGUUGGAGGACUUAAAUCUCUUGCUGUUGUUUUUCGAAGAAUAGAUACUGACUUUUCCAAGCGUCUAUGUUACCAGGAGCUGGACGAAGGAAUGAAAACUUAUGGUCUAGAAGUUGAUCAAAAUGACCUAAAGAUGUUGUUCGACGCUUUUGAUAGGGACAGAAAUAAACAAAUAGACUUUCUUGAAUUUGUUGCAAAACUACAGCCUCCAUUGUCAAAGCGAAGAAUUGAAGUGAUUAAUCAAGCAUUUGACGCGUUAGAUGCGAACAAAGACGGGGUUUUGAAAUUGGAAGAUUUAAGAGUUGUUUAUUCAUCCAACGCAAGGCAACAUCCAAAGUUUAUUUCUGGGGAAUGGACAGAAGAACAGGUGCUACAAUAUUUCUUGGACAGUAUCGAUACACCUGGUAAUCCAGAUGGGACGGUAACACGUGAGGAAUUCAUGAACUACUACGCAGGGGUCAGUUCAACAGUAGAUGAUGAUAGUUAUUUUGAUCUUAUGAUGAGGGCAUGUUAUGGUCUGCCAAAUAGACGAACAUAGCGUUUUAGAAUGUCGAUGCAAUUUUACACCGAUAAAAAAACUUGUGUGUCUAGCAGGAGCUGAAAAACAAAAGCUUUAUACGAUUUUUCUAUGAAAUAAGUAAGUGUUUUUGAACAAAAAUAGCAUGCAUUGUCCUCAGUGUAUAGAGCAUUUGCACAGUUUUCAUUAAUUAAUUUUUUAUUGUAAAUAAAUUCAACGAAAUAAAUAAAAUUGUUUGAGGAGAAUAAAAUACAUAUUUAAGUGAUAUAUUUCAUCAUAUAGCUUGUCAACUGUUACUGUAACAAUGCUUAUGAGUAAAGCGGUUUGAAUUUUAUUUAAGAACUCACCUUAACCCGCUUUAGUGCCACCUGUAUUAAGCAGACAUAUUAUGUUGCACCCUUGGCUAACUGCUUAAUACAGAAAACACUAUAGAACCAAUUUGUACAUAGCUUAAUAUUAUCACUUUAUACUUCUCAUAAUCGUGCACUGCAAUCUUGUGAUUUUUGUUUAACUGUGAUGAAUAUGAGACGAGCAAAUAUAAUAAAUUGCACGAUUUUAUGAAACCCCGUCUAACGGUAACUACACGCAGUUUU
Mercenaria mercenaria is the source of this 1607-nucleotide messenger RNA. Its product is annotated as calcyphosin-like protein. Gene Ontology annotation, molecular function: calcium ion binding. NCBI's taxonomy places the organism in Eukaryota, Metazoa, Mollusca, Bivalvia, Venerida, Veneridae. The transcript is spliced from 2 exons. The record is from RefSeq and is a predicted model, not a curated record. The coding region runs from base 418 to 1035 and encodes 205 amino acids.